Messenger RNA from Caenorhabditis remanei, 2901 nucleotides. RefSeq lists its product as uncharacterized. The transcript is spliced from 12 exons. The coding region runs from base 1 to 2901 and encodes 966 amino acids. NCBI's taxonomy places the organism in Eukaryota, Metazoa, Nematoda, Chromadorea, Rhabditida, Rhabditidae. The record is from RefSeq and is a predicted model, not a curated record.
AUGUUCAGACGAUUGAAUAAACAUUCUACCUCGAUGACGCCUGCUCCGGCACCGACACCGGCUCAGAAACAAAGACAAGAAAAAAUACGGUUGGAUUUACAAAAAGAGCUCGAUAAUGUAGUAAAAGCGGCAAUCGCAUCGCCUCAUUCAAAAAGAGAGAAUGUACCCAGUGAAAUAACUCAGAAUUUAUGCAAUUCUAUCGAAGCAAUUUUCAUUCACGGACUACGUGAUCCUUUUUUUCUGAAAGGAACAAGAUAUGCGAAGUAUCCGGAACCUAAUUUCUGGCCUUUUGUUUCCAAGUUUUCACAUCGAUCAAUCACUAACCAAAUCUCAUGCCUGGGACAAGUCCGCACUGAAAUUGGCAAGAGUCGAGCAUGGAUUCGAAUUGUUCUGAAUGAAAACGCUUUGAGUCAAUACCUUGAUUUGCUGGCAACAGAAAUAACCGCUAUUCAACAAUUUUAUUCCGAUGAGGCAUUUCUCCGACUUCUUACUAACUCCGAACACUCUGAAAGGAUACGUGGUCUUCUGAAGCCGUUGACAUCACUUCCCAUUUCUGCAGCCACUAACUCUUCGUUCCUGAAUACUUGGACGCCCACUCCUUUGAUUUUGGCUGGUCUAAUGACUGGAGAGCCGUUAAAAGUCGGGGUUUUGAAAGCCCGACCAAAUCCAAAACCUGCUCAUUUGACUGAAGAAAUUGCUAUUCCAGCAAUUGAUGCCCUGGUGUCUGAAGAGGAUCAAGAGAUAGGAUCGCCUGCUUACGUAGAGAGACAAAGAAAAAGGACAUCGAGUAGACCUAUCAAACGCCCAGAUAACGACGAUCACUCAGAAUGUUCUUCUGUCUAUUCACAUCCUUCUAUGUUGGAUUCUGGUGAAAUGUCAUAUCAGCAUGCAGUUGUCGGAAGUCUUAAAAAAAAUCCCUCGUCUUCUGGUGGAAUGCGACGUGUAUCAUCUAAUCAACGUAUUCAACUUCCGCAAUCACCUCUAUUCUCCUCAACACCCGUGGAUACCACAAUUCUAGAUCAAGUAAAAAUCACAAAAAGAUCAUCUGAUUUUGUUCAAGUGGUUUCGGAUGUAGCUUCGAACGCGCCUCUCGGAUCCAAACCCCUCAUCAUUUCUAGAAGAAUUCGAAGACCAUCUAAACAAAAGUCUAAUUCAAGAAGUUCUAGUGAAGCUUCUCGAGAAGAGUAUCAAAGAACUAAAGCUAUAUCAACGAGAGAAUCCAGAGCCAACAGUGAUUUGCCAUCUACAAUAUUCGGUACAGUUCCAAACGACGUAGCAUUUUCACCAGAAGUUUGCGAAGGAGAAAUAAAAUCCAAACCAAUUUCUGUCACAAUCGACAGUGGAAUCGCUGAAAUGGCUUCAUCUUCUGCAGGCGGAACAAGAAAAACAUCAGAAAUAGAACCCGAUACUCUCGAAGAAAGAACUGGGAUUGAAGAAAGAUCUUUAUCGUUUAUUGAAGCUUUGCAUGAGUUGGCAUCUACAGUUGAAGAAGAAGUUCCAGCACCGAGGAGCAUUUCAUUAACUGAUGAUGUCAUAAGUCAGAAACAAGAAGAAGAAGAAACUCCGAUUGAAUUAGAAAAUAGUGUUAUUGAGGACGAUAGGGAAGUUUUUGAUGUGUCAAUGGACGAGGAAGAAGGUACUGCUGCUCAACCUUCCGACCCCGUAGUGACUCGAAGUAAACCUGUUACAAUUCAAGGAGGAAGUCGACGACAAUUAAUACAUAGGACACAACAAAAGGCUGAUUCAAUUCUCGGAACUUCACUUCGCGAUGAACUUUUGGAAGCAUUACCUUGUACUGACAACGACACUUUCGAACACGGAGUCCCAAUAUAUGUACAAAGUCCCGGAUUGAUGGGAAAUUCGCUUGCAGCAAUUGGAGCGCGACAUCAAAUGUGGGAAUCGAAUUCUGAUCAUCUUUCUUCAUCUUCUGAUUCUGGUGGACCAGUUGUCAGCUUCGGACAAGCUCUACGAUCAGCAAUGGAAACUCGCGGAGGAAAUGAUGACUCACAUGUAAUGACAGAAUCCCUUGGUACUUCCAGUCAAGAUCUUGCUGAUAAUGAUGAAGGUAUUGAUGAUGUGAACUCGACAGAUGAGUCUAGAAAGUCAUCAGUAUCUUCUGAAAUCGCAGAAAAACUGUGCCGAAUUCCGAGAGAAAAGGGCCUGGACUCACAAGAUUUUCGGUGCGCAAUGUGUCGAAAGACGAUUGGCGGUUCUUUCUUUUCAAAGUUCGAAACAUGUGCAAUCGACAGUAAAUACUAUUGUCCGGAAUGUAUGAAAACCGGUGGAAAAGUUUCGAUUCCCGCUCGGGUUGUAAUGGAUUGGGAUUGGAGAGAAAGAGCAGUUUCUGAUCGAGGACGUGCUUGGUAUGAAGCAAACCAAGAAAAGGCACUUAUCAACAUUAAAACUUCAAAUCCUCGUCUGUAUUCACAUGUUCCUGCACUCGAAGAGACUCGAAAACUUCGAGAAAAGCUGCAUCUAGUCUCAAUGUAUCUAUUUACAUGUCGCGAAUCAGUUGCAGAGGAUUUCCGACGGCGAUUAUGGCCAAAAGAGUAUCUUCGAUCAGAUAUUGACCUUUACUCAUUUGCCGAUUUGAUGGAUGUUAAGAGUGGUUCCCUUCAGAGACGACUCAAAAAUUUACUGAAACAUUCAAUGAAUCACGUUGUGGCGUGUACAUUGUGUAAACAGAAAGGAUUCUGUUGCGAAUUGUGUUCAGUAAAUGAGGUUAUUUAUCCGUUCAAUACGGAAUCAACUCAUAGGUGUCGUGUUUGUUUCUCAGUGUUCCACAACGAAUGUUGGCGUACUUCCGGUGAAUGUCCCAAAUGCAUCCGUCGUCAAAACUUUGAAGCUCGACGCGCCCAAAUCGAUGAUCCCCACAAUACUCUGCUUGUUCUCCAGCCAUAA